Messenger RNA from Nyctereutes procyonoides (raccoon dog), 6272 nucleotides. RefSeq names its product periplakin (gene PPL). Gene Ontology annotation, molecular function: structural molecule activity; cadherin binding. Gene Ontology annotation, cellular component: cytoplasm; cytoskeleton; intermediate filament. NCBI's taxonomy places the organism in Eukaryota, Metazoa, Chordata, Mammalia, Carnivora, Canidae. The coding region runs from base 16 to 5469 and encodes 1817 amino acids. The transcript has 22 exons. Gene Ontology annotation, biological process: wound healing; intermediate filament cytoskeleton organization. The record is from RefSeq and is a predicted model, not a curated record.
UUGAGUCUCGCAGAUAUGAGGUGGGGGCUCCUGGCUAGGGAGGGUGCACUUUACGAAGCUUCAUUCAGGUGGGAGACUCAGCAAACUGCACUGCCCACCUGCUUGGGAGCAUCCACCCUAACGUGGCCUCACGGUGGUCCUCACUCCUGUCCAGGCCCAGAAGAAGGUGAGAAGACCCUGGCCAGGGCUUCCAGCAUCGUCCUGUGGUCCAGCCCAGGGAGACCUCUCAGACAGGUGCAGGCAGGCCUGGGCACUCCAUUACUCAUCUCUAACAAGGAGCUGUCGGAGCUGAUCGAGCAGCUGCAGAAGAAUGCCGACCAGGUGGAGAAGAACAUCGUGGACACGGAGGCCAAGAUGCAGAGCGACCUGGCCCGGCUGCAGGAGGGCCGACAGCCCGAGCACCGGGAUGUGACCCUGCAGAAGGUGUCGGACUCAGAGAAGCUGCUGUAUGUGCUAGAGGCGGAUGCAGCCAUUGCCAAGCACAUGAAGCAUCCCCAAGGAGACAUGAUUGCCGAGGACAUCCGUCAGCUGAAGGAGCGCGUGAUCAACCUCCGGGGGAAACACAAGCAGAUCUACAACCUGGUGGUGAAGGAGGUGGACCCGCAGGUCAACUGGGCAGCGCUGGUGGAUGAGAAGCUGGACAAGCUGAGUGGCCAGGGCUUUGGGACGGACCUGCCGCUGGUGGAUCACCAGGUGGAGCAGCACAAUAUCUUCCACAACGAGGUCAAGGCCAUCGGGCCGCACCUGGCCAAGGACGGCGGCAAGGAGAACAGCGAACUCCAGGCCAAGUACCAGAAACUGCUGGCGGCGUCGCAGGCCCGGCAGCAGCACCUGAGCUCGCUGCAGGAUUACAUGCAGCGCUGCACCAACGAGCUGUACUGGCUGGACCAGCAGGCCAAGGGCCGCGUGCAGUAUGACUGGAGUGACCGCAACCUCGACUACCCCAGCCGCCGGCGCCAGUAUGAGAAUUUCAUCAACCGGAACCUUGAGGCCAAAGAGGAGAGAAUUAACAAGCUGCACAGUGAAGGUGACCAGCUGCUGACUGCCGAGCACCCCGGGAGGAACUCCAUUGAGGCGCACAUGGAGGCCGUGCACGCAGAUUGGAAGGAGUACCUGAACCUCCUCAUCUGUGAGGAGAGUCACCUGAAGUACAUGGAGGACUAUCACCAGUUCCACAGAGACAUGAAGGACGCUCAGGAGCUGUUGCACAAGGUGGACUUGGACCUGAACCAGAAAUAUGGUCCCGACUUCAAGGACCAGUACCAGAUUGAGCUGCUGCUGCGGGAGCUGGACGACCAGGAGAAGGCUCUGGACAAGUAUGAGCACGUGGUGCGGGGCCUGGAGAAGCGAGGGCAGCAGGUUGUACCCCUUAAGUACCGCCGGGAGACGCCACUCAAGCCCAUCCCCGUGGAGGCACUCUGUGACUUUGAGGGUGACCAGGGCCUGAUCUCCCGGGGCUACAGCUACACCCUGCAGAGCAACAACGGGGACAGCUGGGACCUCACAGACAGCUCCGGGAACAAGCUGACUGCCCCUGCCGUCUGCUUCGUGAUUCCCCCGACGGACCCCGAGGCCCUGGCUCUGGUGGACAGCUUGGGCAGCCAGUACCGGAGCGUGCGGCAGAAGGCAGCCAGGAGCAAGAGUGCGCUCCAGCAGCGGCAUGAGGUGCUGAAGGCAGAGAACCCUGGAGACCCCUCUGACCUUCAGGGGCGGCAUCUGCUGGCUGGCUUGGACAAGGUGGCCAGAGACCUGGAGCGGCAGGAGAAGGCUGUCACGGGGAUACUCCGGCCGCCGCUGGAGCAGGGCCGAGCUGUGCAGGACAGUGCAGAGCGGGCCAAGGACCUCAAGAACAUCACCAACGAGCUGCGGCAGAUCGAGCCUGAGAAAGCGCGCAGCACGGCUGAGUGCGAGGAAUUUGUGCAGGUGCUCCCGGGCAGCAGCACCACGUCUUUGCUGAAGACCCGGGUCGAAGACACUAACCGCAAAUACGAGCGCCUGGUGCAGCUGCUGGACUUGGCUCAGGAGAAGGUGGAUGUGGCCAACCGCCUGGAGCAGAGCCUGCAGCGGGGCUGGGAAGCACUGGCCACGUACGAGAACCAGCUGACCCAGGACGACACGGUACCUGAGAGUGGCCAUGCCCUGGACAGCAAGAGGCAGGAGCUGGAGGUCUUGGCCUCCAAGCUGCAGACACAGAAGUCCCUCCUUGCUGAGGUGGAGCAGAACCUGCAGGUGGCCAAGCAGUGCUCCAGCUCACUGGCCAGCCGCUUCCAGGAGCACUGCCCCGACCUGGAGCGCCAGGAGGCGGAGGUGCACAAGCUGGGCCAGCGUUCUGACAAUGUCCGUCAGCAGGUCGAGCUCAGGGCCCAGAGCCUGCAGAGCGCCAGGGCCGCAUAUGAGGACUACCGCAGCGGCUACAACCACGUGCUCCAGUUCUUGUCCCAUAUCCCCAGCUACGAACCCCAGGAGACAGACAGUCUCAGCCAGAUGGAGACCAAGCUGAAGAACCAGAAGAACCUGCUGGAUGAGAUAGCCAGAAGGGAAGAGGAAGUCCACCAAGUCUGCACCCACUCCCAGCAGUACCAGCAAGCUGUCAAGGACUAUGAAUUAGAAGCAGAGAAGCUAAGGUCCCUUCUUGAUUUGGAGAAUGGAAGGAGCAGUCACAUGAGCAAGAGAGCCAGGCUCCAGUCCCCUGCCGCCAAAGUGAGGGAAGAGGAAGCAGCUCUUGUUGCCAAGUUCACAGAAGUCAACGCCAUCAACAGACAGAGGCUGCAGAAUCUGGAGUUUGCUCUGAGUCUCCUGAGACAGCAGCCGGAGGUGGGAGCGAGCCAUGAGACACUGCAAGGGAGCACACCAGGCUCCACAGUGGAGGAGACAUGGAAGGUCCAGAAGGAACUGGAUGAGGAGACUGAGCGCAGACAGCAGCUGGAGAAGGAGGUCCAGAGUGCCCAGGAGGAAAUCCGGACUCUGCAACAUCAGAGCCCCCAGGAAGCAGUGAUAAAGAAGGAAGUGCUGAAGAAAGUACCAGACCCUGUGCUCAAGGAGAGCUUCCAGCAGAUGCAACGGACACUGGUGGAGGAGCAGCAUAAGAACCAGCUGCUACAGGAGGAGCUAGAGGCGCUUAGGCUGCGGCUGCACACCCUGGAGCAGGAGACCAGGGACGGGGGGCAGGAGUACAUGGUCAAGGAGGUGCUGCGCAUCGAGCCAGACAGAGCCCAGGCAGAUGAGGUCCUGAAGCUGAGGGAGGAGCUGGAGGAGCUGAGGCGGCAGAAGGGCACCCGGGAAGCAGAGGCAGCCCUCCUGCAGCAGCGCAUUGCAGCCCUAGCUGAGGAGAAGAACCAGGCACAGGAGAAGGUCACCGAGAAGGAGGUGGUGAAGCUGCAGAAUGACCCCCAGCUGGAGGCAGAGUACCAGCGGCUGCAGGAGGACCAGCAGCGGGAGGGCAAGCUCAGGGAGGAGCACGAGGAGGAACUGAGUUUCCUCCAGGACAAGCUCAAGAGGCUGGAGAAGGAGCGGGCCAUGGCGGAGGGGAAGAUCACAGUGAAGGAGGUGCUCAAGGUGGAAAAGGAUGUGGCAACUGAGAGGGAGGUCGGCGACCUCAAACGCCAGUAUGAGGAUGAGGAAGCCAAGGCUCGCGCCAACCAGAGAGAGAAGACUGAGCUGCUCCGCAAGAUCUGGGCCUUGGAGGAGGAGAAUGCCCGAGUGCUGGUGCAGGAGAAAGUGCGGGAAAUUGUCCGGCCGGACCCUGAGGCAGAGAGGGAGGUGGCCAAUCUCCGCCUGGAGCUUGUGGAGCAGGAGCGCAAGUACCGGGGGGCUGAGGAGCAGCUGAAGAGCUACCAGAGUGAGCUGGAGGCACUCAGGAGGCGGGGCCCCCAGGUAGAGGUCAAAGAAGUGACUAAGGAAGUCAUCAAGUACAAAACUGACCCUGAGAUGGAGAAAGAGCUUCAGAGGCUCAGGGAGGAGAUUGUGGACAAGACAAGACUCAUUGAAAGGUGUGAUGUAGAAAUUUACCAGCUGAAGCAAGAGAUCCAGUCCCUGAAAGACACCAAACCGCAGGUGCAGACCAAGGAGGUGGUCCAGGAGAUUCUCCAGUUCCAGGAAGACCCCCAAACCAAAGAGGAAGUACAGUCUUUAAGGGCCAGGCUAUCGGAGGAGCAGAAGAAACAAGUGGAUCUGGAAAGGGAGAGGGCCUCCCAGGAGGAGAAGAUCAAGCAGAAGGAGGAGGAGCUGUCCCACGUGAAGGAAAAGGUGGUCCAGCAGGAAGUGGUCAGGUACGAGGAGGAGCCUGGCCUGCGGGCUGAGGUGAACGCCUUCACUGAGAGCAUAGAUGCAGAGCUGCGGCAGAUUGAUACCCUCCGUGGGGAGCUGCGGCGGCUGCAGCGCAGGCGUGCGGAGCUAGAACGCCAGCUGGAGGAGCUGGAGCGUGAAAGGCAGGCGCGCAGGGAAGCCGAGCUGGAGGUACAGCGCCUGAAGCAGCGGCUGGCCGAGCUGGAGAAGGAGGAGGGAGAGGCCCGGGAGAAGGUGACUCUCAAGCAGAAGGUCGUGCUGCAGCAGGACCCCCAGCAGGCCCGGGAACACGCUCUGCUCAAAGUCCAGCUGGAGGAAGAAAGGCACCGGCGGCAGGUCCUGGAGAGCGAGCUCGAGACCCUGAGAAAGAAGCUUGUCAACCUGGAGAAGAUGGAGGUCAAGGAGAAGGUGGUCUUCUCUGAAAGUGUCCAGGUGGAGAAGGGCGACACUGAACAAGAGAUUCAGAAGCUGAAGAGCAGCCUGGAGGAGGAGAGCCGGAGCAAGAGGGAACUGGAUGCAGAAGUGAGUCGGCUGGAAGCCAAGCUGUCAGAGCUAGAGUUCUGUAACUCCAAGUCCUCCAAAGAGCUGGAUUUCCUAAGGGAAGAAAACCACAGGCUACAGCUGGAGCGACAGAGCCUGCAGCUUGAGACCCGGAGGCUCCAGUCAGAAAUUGAAAUGGCAGCAACAGAAACACGAGACCUGAGAAAUAUGACCGCGGUGGACUCUGGGACAAACCUGAACUCCCGACUGUGGUCCCUGGAGAGAGAAUUGGAUGACCUCAAGAGGCUCUCCAAAGACAAAGACCUGGAAAUCGAUGAGCUGCAGAAGCGCCUGGGCUCCGUGGCCGUCAAGAGGGAGCAGAGGGAGAACCACCUGCGGCGCUCCAUUGUGGUCAUCGACCCUGACACGGGCCGGGAGCUGUCCCCAGAGGAAGCCCAUCGGGUCGGUCUCAUCGACUGGAACAUGUUUGUCAAACUCAGGAGCCAGGAGUGUGAUUGGGAGGAAAUAUCGGUGAAGGGUCCUAGUGGGGAGUCCUCUGUGAUCCACGACAGGAAGUCUGGCAGGAAGUUCUCCAUUGAAGAGGCCUUGCAGAAAGGCAGGCUGACUCCGGCUCAGUACGACCGCUAUGUCAACAAGGAUAUGUCCAUCCAGGAGCUGGCCGUCCUGGUGUCUGGGCAAAAGUAAGCACAGCUCAGCCCUCCAUCUUCUUGGAAGCCAGUGGCUGGUUGUCUCCUACCCAGUAUCACCAUGUCUUCUCCUCCUUGGCCCCGUGCAGGCUCCUGACCUGUGCCCUCGCGGUCAUUCAACCUGGGUGAGGGACCUGCUUCGUCCUCUAAUCAUUGGACAACCGUGAUAUCCCUCUUCUGUCCCUUAUCCUACACACUUCCAUCAAUAGACUCUUUGGGUGACAUCUGGAAGCAACCCGAAAAACUAAAGCACAUGACACAGGACAACUGAAGCAGACAAGCCCACUCUGCGCACUGGCCUUCACACCCCAGGUGGGGGGACUCCAGGGCAGAAAGGCCUCCCUUCCACACACCUUUCUGUACAUCAAAGGACUGGGCCCCUCAAGGCUGCUGACCUACAUUCACAUUCCCCCAGGGUUCUGGCUGAGAGCAGACUUUUUGUCAGAGGCCUCCUGGUGAGAUAGAUCUGGGCUCUAGGCCAGAAAAGGUGCAAAGAAACCAGAACAGUGUUUGGCCUUUGGUGCUAGAGUGAAGGCUGUCAGCCAGACUGUCCCAGGGGAAUGCACCAUCAGAGAAUACGUUGUGGUUCUGAAAUGAUUUUCAUAAAGGACUCUGUUGCUGUUAGCCUUAGCUUCAGUGCCUUACAAGUCUUAUUAGCUCAUUGGUAUUUAGGUAUACUACACACCUGAUUUUCACCAAAUGAAUUUUAGGUUCUCUGUUAUCUCAUAUAUCAUGUAACAAAAUGGGACUAGGGAACUCUACUUAUAGUGCAAAAAUAAACACCUGGUGGCUUGAUUCUAA